AUGCAAAUAGAGCUCUCCACCUGCUUCUUUCUGUGCCUUUUGCAAUUCUCCUUUAGUGCCACCAGAAGAUACUACUUGGGUGCAGUGGAACUGUCAUGGGACUAUAUGCAAAGUGAUCUCGGUGAGCUACCUGUGGACACAAGAUUUCCUCCUAGAGUGCCAAGAUCUUUUCCAUUCAACACCUCAGUCAUGUACAAAAAGACUGUGUUUGUAGAAUUCACGGAUCACCUUUUCAACAUCGCUAAGCCAAGGCCACCCUGGAUGGGUCUGCUGGGUCCUACCAUCCAGGCUGAGGUUUAUGACACAGUGGUCAUUACGCUUAAGAACAUGGCUUCCCAUCCUGUCAGUCUUCAUGCUGUUGGUGUAUCCUACUGGAAAGCUUCUGAGGGAGCUGAAUAUGAUGAUCAGACCAGUCAAAGGGAGAAAGAAGAUGAUAAAGUCUUUCCUGGUGGAAGCCAUACAUAUGUCUGGCAGGUCUUGAAAGAGAAUGGUCCAAUGGCCUCUGACCCACUGUGCCUUACCUACUCAUAUCUUUCUCAUGUGGACCUGGUAAAAGACUUGAAUUCGGGCCUCAUUGGAGCCCUACUAGUAUGUAGAGAAGGGAGUCUGGCCAAGGAAAAGACACAGACCUUGCACAAAUUUGUACUACUUUUUGCUGUAUUUGAUGAAGGGAAAAGUUGGCACUCAGAAACAAAGAACUCCUUGAUGCAGGAUAGGGAUGAUGCAUCUGCUCGGGCCUGGCCUAAAAUGCACACAGUCAAUGGUUAUGUAAACAGGUCUCUACCAGGUGUAAAACAUUUGAAGGAUUUUCCAAUUCUACCAGGAGAAAUAUUCAAAUAUAAAUGGACAGUGACUGUAGAAGAUGGGCCAACUAAAUCAGAUCCUCGGUGCCUGACCCGCUAUUACUCUAGUUUCAUUAAUAUGGAGAGAGAUCUAGCUUCAGGACUCAUUGGCCCUCUCCUCAUCUGCUACAAAGAGUCUGUAGAUCAAAGAGGAAACCAGAUAAUGUCAGACAAGAGGAAUGUCAUCCUGUUUUCUGUAUUUGAUGAGAACCGAAGCUGGUACCUCACAGAGAAUAUACAACGCUUUCUCCCCAAUCCAGUUGGAGUGCAGCUUGAGGAUCCAGAGUUCCAAGCCUCCAACAUCAUGCACAGCAUCAAUGGCUAUGUUUUUGAUAGUCUGCAGUUGUCAGUUUGUUUGCAUGAGGUGGCAUACUGGUACAUUCUAAGCAUUGGAGCACAGACUGACUUCCUUUCUGUCUUCUUCUCUGGAUAUACCUUCAAACACAAAAUGGUCUAUGAAGACACACUUACCCUAUUCCCAUUCUCAGGAGAAACUGUCUUCAUGUCGAUGGAAAACCCAGGCCUAUGGAUUCUGGGGUGCCACAACUCAGACUUUCGGAACAGAGGCAUGACCGCCUUACUGAAGGUUUCUAGUUGUGACAAGAACACUGGUGAUUAUUACGAGGACAGUUAUGAAGAUAUUUCAACAUACUUGCUGAGUAAAAACAAUGCCAUUGAGCCAAGAAGUUUCUCCCAGAAUUCGAGACACCCUAGCCCUAGGCAAAAGCAAUUUAAUGCCACCACAAUUCCAGAAAAUGACAUAGAGAAGACUGACCCUUUGUUUGCACACAGAACACCAAUGCCUAAAGUACAGAAUGUCUCCUCUAGUGAUUUGCUGAUGCUCUUGCGACAGAGUCCUACUCCACAUGGACUAUCCUUAUCUGAUCUCCAAGAAGCCGAAUAUGAGACUUUUUCUGAUGAUCCAUCACCUGGAGCGAUAGACACUAAUAACAACCUGUCUAAAAUGACACACCUCAGGCCACAGCCCCAUCACAGUGGGGACAUGGUAUUUACCCCUGAGCCAGACCUCCAAUUAAGAUUAAAUGAGAAACUGGGGACAACUGUAGCAACAGAGUUGAAGAAACUUGAUUUUAAAGUUUCUAGUUCAUCAAAUAAUCUGAUUUCAACAAUUCCAUCAGACAAUUUGGCAGCAGGUAAUGAUAAUACAAGUUCCUUAGGACCCCCAAAUAUGCCAGUUCAUUAUGAUAGUCAAUUAGAUACCACUCUAUUUGGCAAAAAGUCAUCUCCCCUUAUUGAGUCUGGUGGACCUCUGAGUUUGAGUGAAGAAAAUAAUGAUUCAAAGUUGUUAGAAUCAGGUUUAAUGAAUAGCCAAGAAAGUUCAUGGGGAAAAAAUGUAUGGUCAACAGAGAGUGGUAGGUUAUUUAAAGAGAAAAGAGCUUAUGGACCUGCUUUGUUGACUAAAGAUAAUGCCUUAUUCAAAGUUAGCAUCUCUUUGUUAAAGAUAAACAAAACUUCCAAUAAUUCAGCAACUAAUAGAAAGACUCACAUUGAUCGCCCAUCAUUAUUAGUUGAGAAUAGUCCAUCAGUCUGGCAAAAUAUAUUAGAAAGUGAUACUGAGUUUCAAAAAGUGACACCUUUGAUUCAUGACAGAAUGCUUAUGGACAAAAAUACUACAGCUUUGAGGCUAAAUCAUAUGUCAAAUAAAACUACUUCAUCGAAAAACAUGGAAAUGGUCCAACAAAAAAUAGAGGGCCCCAUACUACCAGAUGCAGAAAAUCCAGAUAUGUCUUUCUUUAAGAUGCUAUUCUUACCAGAAUCAGCAAAUUGGAUACAAAGGACUCAUGGAAAGAACUCCCUGAACUCUGGGCAAGGCCCCAGUCCAAAACUAUUCAUAUCCUUAGGACCAGAAAACUCUGUGGAAGGUCAGAAUUUCUUGUCUGAGAAAAAUAAAGUGGUAGUAGGAAAGGGUGAACUUACAAAGGACGUAGGACUCAAAGAGAUAGUUUUUCCAAGCAGCAGAAACCUAUUUCUUACUAACUUGGAUAAUUUACAUGAAAAUAAUACACACAAUCAAGAAAAAAAAAUUCAGGAAGAAAUAGAAAGAAAGGAAACAUUAAUCCAAGAUAAUGUAGUUUUGCCUCAGAUACAUACAGUGACUGGCACUAAGAAUUUCAUGAAGAACCUUUUCUUACUGAGCACUAGGCAAAAUGUAGAAGGUUCAUAUGAGGGGGCAUAUGCUCCAGUACUUCAAGAUUUUAGGUCAUUAAAUGAUUCAACAAAUAGAACAAAGAAACACAUGGCUCAUUUCUCAAAAAAGGGGGAAGAAGAAAACUUGAAAGCUUUGGGAAAUCAAACCAAGCAAAUUGUAGAGAAAUAUCCACACACCACAAGGAUAUCUCCUAAGCCAAGCCAGCAGAAUUUUGUCACGCAACAUGGUAAGAGAGCUUUGAAACAAUUCAGACUCCCACUAGAAGAAACAGAACUUGAAAAAAGGCUAAUUGUGGAGGACACCUCAACCCAGUGGUCCAAAAACAUGAAACAUUUGACCCCAAGCACCCUCACACAGGUAGACUACAAUGAGAAGGAGAAAGGAGCCAUUACUCAGUCUCCCUUAUCAGAUUAUCUUACGAGGAGUCACAGCAUCACUCAAGCAAAUAGAUCUCCAUUACCCAUUGCAAAGGUAUCAUCAUUUCCAUCUAGUAGACCUAUAGAUCUGACCAGGGUCCUAUUCCAAGACAACUUUUCUCAUCUUCCAGCACCAUCUUACAGAAAGAAAGAUUCUGGGGUCCAAGAAAGCAGUCAUUUCUUACAAGGAGUCAAAAAAAAUAACCUUUCUUUAGCUAUUCUAACCUUGGAGAUGAUUGGUGAUCAAAAAGAGGUUGGCUCCCUGGUGACAAGUGCCACAAAUUCAGUCACGUACAAGAAAGUUGAGAACACUGUUUUCUUGAAACCAGGCUUGCCCGAAACAUCUGGCAAAGUUGAAUUGCUUCCAAAAGUUCACAUUUAUCAGAAGGACCUUUUCCCUACAGAAACUAGCAGUGGGUUUCCCAGCCAUAUGGAUCUCGUGGAAGGGAGCCUUCUUCAGGAAACAGAGGGAGCGAUUAAGUGGAAGGAAGCAAAUAGACCUGGAAAAAUUCCCUUUCUGAGAGGAGCAACAGAAAGCUCUGCAAAGACUCCUUCCAAGCUAUUGGGUCCUCUUGCUUGGGAUAACCAUUAUGGUGCUCGGAUACCAAAAGAAGAGUGGAAAUUCCAAGAGAAGUCACCAGAAAACACAGCUUUUAAGAAAAAGGAUACCAUUUUGCCCCUGAACCCUUGUGAAAGCAAUCAUACAAUAGCAGCAAUAAAUGAGGAACAAAAUGAGCCCCAAAUAGAAGUCACCUGGGCAAAGCAAGGUGGGACUGAAAGGCUGUGCUCUCAAAACCCACCAGUCUUGAAACGUCAUCAAAGGGAAAUAACUCUUAAUACUCUUCAGUCAGAUCAAGAGGAAAUUGACUAUGAUGAUACCAUCUCAGUUGAAAUGAAGAAGGAAGAUUUUGACAUUUAUGGUGAGGAUGAAAAUCAGAGCCCCCGCAGCUUUCAGAAGAAAACACGACACUAUUUUAUUGCUGCAGUGGAGCGGCUCUGGGAUUAUGGGAUGAGUAGUUCUCCGCAUGUUCUAAGAAACAGGGCUCAGAGUGGCAGUGUCCCUCAGUUCAAGAAAGUUGUUUUCCAGGAAUUUACUGAUGGCUCCUUUACUCAGCCCUUAUACCGUGGAGAACUAAAUGAACAUUUGGGACUCCUGGGGCCAUAUAUAAGAGCAGAAGUUGAAGAUAAUAUCAUGGUCUUCUUUGGCAAUGUGGAUUCAUCUGGGAUAAAACACAAUAUUUUUAACCCUCCAAUUAUUGCUCGAUACAUCCGUUUGCACCCAACUCAUUAUAGCAUUCGCAGCACUCUUCGCAUGGAGUUGAUGGGCUGUGAUUUAAAUAGUUGCAGCAUGCCGUUGGGAAUGGAGAGUAAAGCAAUAACAGAUGCACAGAUUACUGCUUCAUCCUACUUCACCAAUAUGUUUGCCACCUGGUCUCCUUCAAAAGCUCGACUUAACCUCCAAGGAAGGAGUAAUGCCUGGAGACCUCAGGUUUUUCAGGGAAAUCAAGACUCCUUCACACCUGUGGUGAACUCUCUAGACUCACCGUUACUGACUCGCUACCUUCGAAUUCAUCCCCAGAGUUGGGUGCACCAGAUUGCCCUGAGGAUGGAGGUUCUGGGCUGCGAGGCACAGGAGCUCUAUUGAGAGUGGCCACUGCAGCACCUGCCAGUGCCCGCAACCCUCCCUCCUCAGCUCCAGGGCAGUGUCCCUUCCUGGCUUGCCUUCUACCUUUGUGCUGACCUUCGGUUUACUUCCUGCCCCACAUUGUCCAUGGCCCCAUUAUUUUGCUAUGUAUUUAAACUAUACAGUCCUAGCAGACACUGCCUUGAAGCCUCCCGAAUUAACUAUCAUUAAUCCUGCAUUUAUUUGGUGGGGGGCCAGGAGGGUGCAUCCAAUUUAACUUAAUUCUUACCUAUUUUCUGCAGCUGCUCCCAGAUUAUUCCUUCCUUCCAAUGUAACUAGGCAAAAAGUUGUUUUUGCUUCCUUACACAUAGACAUAAUUAUGUUAUUUGGUCAUGAGGGGCACAUUCUUAUCUCCAAAACUAGCAUUCUUAAACUGAGAAUUAUAGAUGAGGUCCAAGAAUCCCUGAGUUUCCUGAAAUUAUAUAGGAUAUUCUGUAUAAAUGCAAAUGUGCAUUUUUCUGAUGAGUGUCCAUAGAUUUAAUCUCAGAAAGAUGUAGACAUAAAACCAUUUGGUCUUAACUCUGACCAAUAAAAAAUAAGUCAGGAGGAUGGAAUUGUUGAAAGCUUUGAAACAAAAUAACUAUGUCUUCUUGAAAUUUGUGAUGGCCAAGAAAGAAAAUGAUGAUGAUAAUAGGCUUCUAAGGACAUAUAUUUCAUAUUUCUGUAGAAAUAUGAGGAAAAUCCAUGGUUAUCUGGGAUAGGAGAUACAAACUUUGUAUUUUGUAUUUGGCCUACUUUGUAAUAAAGGAAGAUGGAUUUUGUAAAUCUUUGAGGUAGUGCCACAUAAAGUCCUAAAGAUCUAGCAAAUUCUUUGAAAAUCAUAAAUUUCCAUAAUGAAUCCUGGGGGGACAGGAAGAAACGGAACUGAUAGCAAACAGUUCAAAACUUUGUUGACAUCUGCUGUACUAAGAGGCACAUGCCCUGAGAUAGGAGUUCAACAGACUCUGCAGAUAAAACAGGAUGCAGUAAAGAAGCUGCCCAAACCUGCCAAAACCAAGAUGGCAACAUCCAGAAGUUACUGUACAUAGUCUGAAAGGAAGAGGAACCCUCAUUUCCAGGAAUUCCACACCCCAUUCCUGGAAAACUCAUAAAUAAUCCACCCCUUGUCUCGCAGGUGAUCAAGAAAUAAUCAUAAAAAUAGCCAACCAGCCUAUGGAGUAGCCACCCUUUCCUUCUUUUAUGUCUUAAUAAUUUGCUCUCACUUAAGUCUGUCAGCUCACUCUUGAAUUCCUUCCUGUGCAAAGCCAAGAACCUAUGUGACUUCUCAAGUUGAACCCCAGCUUUGAGGUUCGCCCUGUG
Molecule: messenger RNA, 6411 nt
Organism: Piliocolobus tephrosceles (Ugandan red Colobus)
Lineage: Eukaryota; Metazoa; Chordata; Mammalia; Primates; Cercopithecidae
Gene: F8
Product: coagulation factor VIII
Exons: 14
Coding region: 1-5073 (1690 amino acids)
Cellular component (GO): plasma membrane
Molecular function (GO): signaling receptor activity; copper ion binding
Source: RefSeq, a predicted model, not a curated record